Penicillium vulpinum is the source of this 1101-nucleotide messenger RNA. RefSeq lists its product as uncharacterized. Lineage: Eukaryota; Fungi; Ascomycota; Eurotiomycetes; Eurotiales; Aspergillaceae. The coding region runs from base 1 to 1101 and encodes 366 amino acids. The transcript has a single exon. The record is from RefSeq and is a predicted model, not a curated record.
AUGAUUCUUAAUCGCCUAUCGGACGGCCCGGCCACAGUCCUCGCUCCUCCCCGGGAACACGCCUUCGCUCAGUUCUCUCAGUCUUCUUUCCUCGACGCGCCAGGAAGCUUCAACAGCUACCCAGCAAGCACAAACGGCGUCUUUGCGAACAAUAGCUCCGCGCAGUCUAUCUCAUCGAGCUUCAACUUCUCUUCUGCCCCUGCGGUCCUUAAGCCCUCACGCAAAAGGUCCCGUGAUGAGUCCACUUUUGAAGAGGCCAUUGCUCCCAGCGUGGCCCUAGGACACCAGGCGGUGCCAGCACCAAAGUUUCAGCCCAUCUAUGGAGAAGGCAUGGUUCUUUUGAACCCACAGACCGGCCUUGCGAUCUCUGCCGAGAGCCAGACCGGCACAUGGUACGAACAAGAGUCUGAGGUGCAACAAGCUGCUGCUGCACCUGUUUCAUCGCGGUCAAACGCGUUGCUUUCUGAUGCUGCCGACGUGAGCCGCAAGUCCCAGCGCCUUGAUAAGUCUGCACCAGGUCUGGACGAUAUUGCGUUGUCCUCGAUCCGCCAACGUCUGAACAACUCUAGCUCCAACGAUCAGCAUCGCACUGUCAACGCGGGGCCUGCUCCACCCGCUGAGCCUCUAGUAGAUGAUGCCACCCGUCUCCUAGGUAUCGGCUGGCAGCGCGUCAACACGAACGAUGAUAUGGCUCCUGCCGUUCGUGGCUGGACCAAGUAUAUCGACAACCAAUACUCGGCCCACCUGCAUAACUCCCAGAUGCUCAUGAAAAGCCGCGCUCUGAACGCGUAUCUUGUGGCUGCCACUCCCACUUCUGGAACCUCGCCUGCCUUUUAUCUCUUCAGCGAAGACCUCACUCAAGGCCAGCUCGUUGCCUCCUCCUGGGAAGCAUGUCUUCAAAAUCUUCGUAGCUCCCCUAUCAUGUUUGAGAGCGCCUCUCCCCUCGGGGCUAUCGACCGACCUAGCGCAAAGCCUACCUCCUUCAACUCCAUGGACACUGGCGUGCCACUGCUCCAGCAAGCCAUGUCCAACCACCCGCAAGCAUCAAGUCUGGGCGAACUGAGCGGAGGCGCGGAAAUGGGCAUGGAGAUCGACUCGUAA